Egretta garzetta (little egret) is the source of this 4868-nucleotide messenger RNA. It is a transcript of the gene GTF3C3, whose product is annotated as general transcription factor IIIC subunit 3. The coding region runs from base 136 to 2625 and encodes 829 amino acids. Gene Ontology annotation, biological process: transcription by RNA polymerase III. The transcript is spliced from 19 exons. The record is from RefSeq and is a predicted model, not a curated record. NCBI's taxonomy places the organism in Eukaryota, Metazoa, Chordata, Aves, Pelecaniformes, Ardeidae. Gene Ontology annotation, molecular function: protein binding. Gene Ontology annotation, cellular component: transcription factor TFIIIC complex.
GCUGAGGAAAAUGCCGAGGAUGUAGAGGCUCCAUCUUCAUCCAGAAAAGCAUCCGUGAAAUCCCAAAGCCAGGAUGAAACUGACGGAGAAACUUCAGAUGGCGUCAGUAAAUCUGUUCAUCGGGUCUUUGCGUCCAUGCUUGGGGAAAAUGAAGAGGAGGAGGAGGAGGAGGACGAAGAGGAAGAGGAAGAGGAAGAAGAGGAAGAAGAAACUACUGAGCAACCCACAGCUGGAGAUGUUUUUGUGUUGGAGAUGGUACUUAAUCGAGAGACCAAGAAAAUGAUGAAAGAGAAAAGACCUCGCAGCAAACUUCCUCGUGCCUUGAGGGGUCUGAUGGGAGAGGCCAAUAUCAGGUUUGCUCGAGGAGAACGUGAGGAGGCUAUUCUAAUGUGCAUGGAAAUCAUUCGACAAGCUCCUCUUGCUCACGAGCCAUUUUCCACUCUUGCCAUGAUCUACGAAGACCAGGGUGAUAUGGAGAAGUCAUUACAGUUUGAACUGAUUGCAGCUCACUUAAACCCUAGUGAUACUGAGGAAUGGGUUAGACUAGCAGAAAUGUCACUGGAACAGGACAAUAUUAAACAGGCUGUUUUUUGCUACACAAAAGCUCUGAAAUACGACCCAACCAAUGUGCGUUACCUGUGGGAGAGAUCAAGCCUGUAUGAACAGCUGGGGGAACAUAAGAUGGCUAUGGAUGGCUACAGGCGUAUUUUGAACCUCCUGUCUCCUUCCGAUGGAGAGCGCUUUAUGCAGUUGGCUAGAGACAUGGCAAAGAGUUAUUAUGAAGCCAAUGAUGUGAACUCUGCUAUAGAGAUAAUAGAAGAAGCCUUUACUAAACACCAGAGCCUUGUCUCCAUGGAAGAUGUUAACAUCGCAGCUGAACUAUAUAUUUCUUCCAAACAGUAUGACAAAGCAUUGGCGGUUAUUACAGAUUUUGCAGGAAUUGUACUUGAAAAGAAAGUAUCAGAAAAAAGUCCAACCGAGGAGAAAAAAGAUACAGGGGCAGCGGCAAAAACUGAAGAAAGCCAGGAGGCAGUGACUGAUGACAAAAGUCAUCUAGCUGCUGAAUCCAGUACUGCAGCUGUGGAGAAGGUCAGCUGCUGCAUACCUGAGGGCGUUCCCAUAGACAUCACGGUCAAGCUGAUGGUGUGCUUAGUUCACUUGAACAUCUUAGAGCCACUCAAUCCUCUUCUGACCACUCUGGUGGAACAAAAUCCAGAAGAAAUGGGUGACUUGUAUUUGGAUGUCGCAGAGGCAUUUCUGGAUGUUGGUGAAUACAACUCAGCGCUGCCUCUCUUGAGUUCCCUUGUCUGUUCAGAACGAUACAACUUGGCUGUUGUCUGGCUUCGGCAUGCAGAGUGCUUGAAGGCUUUGGGACACAUGGAGCGUGCUGCAGAGAGCUAUGCCAAAGUUGUCGAUCUUGCUCCAUUGCAUCUGGAUGCAAGAAUCUCACUUUCAACGCUUCAGCAGCAGCUGGGCCGACCUGAAAAAGCUCUGGAGGCUCUGGAACCAAUGUAUGAUCCAGAUACACUGGCCCAGGAUGCUAACGCUGCCCAGCAGGAAUUAAAGCUGCUCCUCCAUCGUUCGACACUGUUGUAUUCCCAAGGCAAAAUGUAUGGUUACAUAGACACUUUACUUACGAUGCUGGCAAUGCUGUUGAAGGUAGCAAUGAGCAGAGCUCAGGUGUGUUUGAUAUCUAGUUCCAAAUCUGGAGAGAGGCACCUCUAUCUUAUUAAGGUGUCAAGGGAUAAAAUUUCUGACAAUGACGACCAAGAGACUGCAAACUGCGAUGCAAAAGCAAUUUUUGCUGUUCUCACGAGUGUUCUGACAAAAGAUGACUGGUGGAACCUCCUCCUGAAGGCUAUAUAUUCCUUGUGUGACCUCUCGCGAUACAAGGAGGCAGAGCUACUAGUGGAUUCCUCAUUGGAAUAUUACUCGUUUUAUGAUGAUAGACAAAAGCGCAAGGAGCUGGAAUACUUUGGGCUCUCUGCUGCAAUUCUGGACAAGAACUUCAGAAAAGCAUACAACUAUAUCAGAAUCAUGGUAAUGGAAAAUGUCAAUAAACCUCAGCUAUGGAACAUAUUCAAUCAAGUGACUAUGCAAUCUCAGGAUGUCCGUCACCAUCGCUUUUGUCUCCGCUUAAUGCUGAAAAAUCCUGAUAACCACGCAUUGUGUGUCCUAAAUGGGCAUAAUGCGUUUGUAUCUGGCAGUUUCAAGCAUGCUCUUGGACAGUACGUGCAAGCCUUCCGUGCAAAUCCAGAUGAACCUCUGUACAGUCUUUGUAUUGGCUUGACUUUCAUCCACAUGGCUUCUCAGAAAUACGUGUUGAAAAGGCAUGCUCUUCUAGUACAGGGAUUCUCCUUCCUUCACCGGUACUUGGACCUGCGUGGACCAUGUCAAGAGUCUUUCUACAACCUUGGCCGUGGCCUUCACCAGCUGGGGUUAUUGCACCUGGCAAUCCACUAUUACCAAAAAGUACUUGAACUUCCUCCUCUCGCCUUAGAGGGAAUAGAAACUGAUCAGACAGACUUGAGAAGAGAUACUGCCUUUAACUUGUCACUUAUUUAUCAGAGCAGUGGAAAUACGAGAAUGGCUCAAAAGAUGUUGUAUACCUACGCAGUUGUAUGAUGAGCGAAUGACUCCUGUCCCUUCAUACAAAAAAGGUUUUAUCAUGUCCCAGGAAAUACAGCCCUCAGCGAGCCCUGCAUGCUUAGAAAACAGAAGCCAGAGAUGCAGUAUACAGACUCCCUUUGCAUUAUUCUUUUCCAAAACUGAGUUUGAAAUACUCAGAAUCUUAUUGCUUGUACGUUUUUUUUUUCUAAACAGACUUGACAUAGAGGAAGGCUGUGGGGGUUUUUUAAGAGUUGUCUUAAAAAUUGACCAACAUCAAGGCAUUACUAUCAAUUGCUUUAUUUCCGAUCCCUUUGACUGCUAGAAUUCUGAAGUAGUUUAGUUUUUAAACCUAGGAGGUAUGAAUCUUUAGCAUUCCUACAAAUAAAAAGGAAAAAUACAAUCUGAAUGCUGAUGACUUUAGAUGCUGCUUUCUAAAUUGUUUUUAAGCACUAAAUAACAGAAACUUGCGUUUAAACCCAGUCACUAUGGAUGGGAAAAUUCACACUGCUAGCAAAUAGUGUUCUGAAAGGCUGUUCUAAACAAUUCUGAGCAUCUGGAAGGAAGAGAGACUACUUGUUUCGAUGCCAGUUAUCUAAAGCUUUCUCAAAUGCUUGUGGAAAAAAACUAUAUAUGAAGAUAGAACCUAAAUUUUCUUCUUAGCUAUAUCCAACACACAUUUAUGGUUAUAACAGAAACAGUCUUUUACUUAAUUUCUGUUUUACACAAGAUUAUAAAUAUGUUAUAUUGUAAUGGUGCAGCAGUAACAGAUUAGACAAGACUUCAGACAAAGCAAAAGACAGAACAGAUGUGGUAGGAAUGUGAUCUCCCCAAUAAAAAGUUUAGACAGGCGCAGCCCACAUAGAACUGACCUGCUUAAGCAAAGCACAGAACAUGAGCCAUGUACAGAAAAUACAUGUGCUAAUCUAGGCUUUAGGUAUAUAGCCGCAGCAGUACUGUCCAGUACAGAACUGGGUAAGUUUUAAAGCACAUUCCACUCUCAAUACUGCUAACAAAGUGCCUUUACUUUGGAAUUCUUUUUCAAAAAAAUGAAAUUGUGAACAUGUACUGCACAUUUUGUCAUUGUACUUUAUGUUAGGGAUAGAGAAUACACAGCGGACUGUGAGUUUGAAGCACAAAUAUUUCUUGGGGUAUGUGCAUCUGUAUGGGAUUUAUUUUGGCCUGUAUGUUCAUGUUUAGACUUAACCUGGCUGUAGCGUGUUUAAGGAUGCUCACAAGAACAUUAACACUGGGGGAGAUGAACCCAGCACCUUUCCUAAUGCUCCUUCACAGUAAGGACUAUUCUACUGAAAUAUAAAAUCACAGAAUCCUAGAACGGUUUGGGCUGGAAGGGACUUUUAAAAGUCAUCUAAUCCAACUGCCCUGCAAUGGGCAGGGACAUCUACAACUGGAUCAGGUUGCUCAGAGCCCUGCCCAACCUGGCCUUGAAUGUGUGGGAACAAACACCGAGGCAGGAAAAGGUUGAAAUCCAGCUGUUGCAAUUUUGGGAAAGCUUUCAUAAAUCACUCAGACCAAGGGACUAAGAGGUAAAGAAUACUUAAAUCAAUGCCAGCCUCACCCAUCAGCAUGUUGGGAAUAUUCCUCAAGCCUCACUAAGGGAAUUCGUAACAGUUUCAGUUGAACACACUACAUACAUUGUCAAUCAUCUACUUGGUUUAACCAUGAUGAUUUUGUUAGCUGUUUAUUGCUGAAGAGCUAUUCUAUAUAAAACACUAUCUCAAGGCAUACUUAAAGGCUGCUCAUAAAAGUAUCUACUGAUUGCCUUAAAAACUGAAUUGUUCCUUUUCAGUUGUGCUUACCUGACACCAGCACUGACAAGCGUAGAAAGCUGUUUGCCAUCCACAUUCGCUGAAGGCCACAGAUUGACAGGAGAAAAAAAAAAACCAACCAACCUUUUUGCUGCUUAGAAAAUUCACUGUUAAAUACUACUACAACUAAGAGAGGCUUAGCAGCUAUCAAGCCCAGGGAAAGGCUAGCGACACAGACCUCAAUUAUUGAACCUGCAGGUGGCAGCAAAGUUAGGUUACUACAAUGUUACUGAAAUUACUACAUUUAAAGAAAAUAACAAGUUCUUGUCUAUGGUAUACUUCUGGUGUUUCAAAUGGGUGAGCUGCCACUUGCUAUGCUGUGGUUCUGAGCAGGCAAACUAGUUUGCUUUCAAAUGAAAGCCAGUUAGAAGAUGGCGUCGAGAAGUGCUCCAGCUGCUCGUGAGCAUUCAGUCAGCAGGAUCAGUAAAAGAA